Molecule: messenger RNA, 294 nt
Organism: Caenorhabditis sp. 36 PRJEB53466
Lineage: Eukaryota; Metazoa; Nematoda; Chromadorea; Rhabditida; Rhabditidae
Source: the annotation of a GenBank genome assembly
AUGAUGGGAAAAGUUUCACUUUUUCAUUGUUUUCUCCUCUUUGCCCUACUCGGAUUCGAAAGAUUUCAAGGAACAGCGCGUAGGUUUUCAAUUUCGUUGCACUCGGGCCUAAACUUGUUUCCAGAACUAAUCGGUGAAAUCGGCAUGACCACCAUAAAAACUACAAAAGUGCCAACUACCGUAUCCCUGACAGCAACUACAGUAGUCCCGAUUCCGGUCGAGACCACGACCAAGACUUCCAGUUCAAUGCCGAUCAUUUCUAGCUGGAUCCUUUUGAUCAUCGCGACUUUUUGA